AACUGGCUGGGCCGGCGGGAGGAGUGCGGCGGCGGCGGCGGCGGCGGCGCGCGCGGCUGCGGCAGCGGCCGGCGCUCAGUCGGGGCUCAGAGCCGCGCUCGCCAUGAUGGUCGUGUCGGACGCGCACGCGCACACGCCCUGGCGGCUGCUGCCCGCGGCCGCGCGCCCCGGACACCGCGGCCUGCGCCGCCGCGCCGACGCCGCCGUCGACGCCGACGCCGAAGGCGACGACUGCGCCGUCAGAGUGAACGUGGUGGAGGCGCUGCAGGAGUUCUGGCAGAUGAAGCAGGCGCGCGGCGCCGACCUGCGCAACGGCGCGCUCGUCAUCUACGAGUCGGUGCCCGCCUCCAGCCCGCCCUACGUCUGCUACGUCACGCUGCCCGGCGGAUCCUGCUUCGGAAGCUUCCAGAACUGCCCGACGAAGGCGGAGGCGCGGCGCAGCGCGGCCAAGAUCGCGCUCAUGAACUCCGUGUUCAACGAGCACCCGUCGCGCCGCAUCUCCGACGACUUCAUCGAGAAGGCGGUCGCGGAGGCACGCGCCUCCUUCAAGGGUGACCCAGAGGAGGCGGACAACCCCAACACUGGCAUCGGCGCCUUCCGGUUCAUGCUGGAGACGAACAAGGGGCGCACAAUGCUGGAGUUCCAGGAGCUGAUGACAGUGUUCCAGCUGCUGCACUGGAACGGCUCGCUGAAGGCGAUGCGCGAGCGGCAGUGCUCGCGGCAGGAGGUGGUGGCGCACUACUCGAACCGCGCGCUGGACGACGACAUGCGCUCGCAGAUGGCGCUGGACUGGAUCGCGCGCGAGCAGGAGAACGCGGGCGCGCUGAGCCGCGAGCUGCGGCAGGCCGAGCGCGAGCUGGACGCGGCGCGCCUCGCCGGCCGCGAGCUGCGCUUCCCCAAGGAGAAGAAGGACAUCCUGAUGCUGGCGCACUCGCAGGCCGGCACCGGCUCGCUGCACAGCUAGGCCGGCCGCCGCCCCCACCCCGCCCUGCACUGCCGCCGCGUCGCCUGCGCACCUCCCGCCCUCGACACAGUACCUUCUUCCGAAACAAUCGAGUGCUCUUCAAUACUUAUGUAGUGGCUCCAUUCUUUAGUUUUUGGAUCUCAUCUUCAUAUCCUCUGGCUACGAUUGUUUGGAUGACCUAUCCUUCUCCUCUGACUACCAUACCUAACUCACUGAAUGCCCUCUUCAUGUUCUCUAGCUACCAUACUUAAACCAUUGUUUGUAUAUCCUUUCCGUAAGCUCUGGACACCAUACCUAAAUCAUGUUUGGAUGCUUGUAUCCUCUGGCUAUCGUACCAAAAUCGUUGUCUGCAUGCCUCCCCAUACACUCCCCAUAACUCAUACUUUGGAUAUCCUCUCCAUAUCCUCUGGCUACCCAUACCUCGUUGUUUGUAUGUCCUCUCCAUAUCCUCUGCCUGCCAUACAUAACUCAUUGUUCGUACGUCCACUCCAUAUCCUCUGACUUUUGGAUGUCCUCUCUGUAUCUCCGGGCUACCACACCUAACCCUUCGUCUUAACGUCCGUAUUGUCUGGCUACCAUACCUAACUCAUUUUUUGUAUGUCCUCUCCAUACCUAACUCAUUUUUUGUAUGUCCUCUCCACGCCCUCUGCCUGCCAUACUUCACUCAUCGUUUGGAUGUGCACUCCAUAUUCACUUCCUAACAUACCUAAUGUGACGCUUCCACGGACCGGUCUUCAUUGCCACCUCAUUACACACUACGGGCUCAACGAACCACAUCAAGAAAGACAAUCACCACCGUCAGUAUCACUUUUUAUGCUUAUUCGGAUUACUGGUUCACUCUUUCUUACAUGCCACUGUAAGAUUCGUAUCUAAUUGAUGCGCAUUACAGCUCCUCAGAAAGGCAAGCAUUGUGUUACCAAAAAAAAAAAAAAAAAAAAAAAAAAAAAAAAAAAAAAAAAAAAAAAAAACAAGAGGAAAGGAAAGGAAUAAACAUAAGAAAUGAUCCGGACAAAGUUCGUCUUUCUUCAUUGUUUGAAAGUGGUUAUGGUGCCAUCAUAUAUCAUGCCUAGGAUUAUUUUCAACCAGUAUAAAACAGUGGACUCUGCACCGCAGCCUCUUAUGACGUGGCGAAGUCAACGUUCACGUUUCUAAUUUAAGUUUCGCAAGUGUCGUGUAACUUGACUCAUAUGCUGUUUAUAAGACUCUGGGUGUAGCUCAAGCAACUAAACUGUCCGCCUGGUGAUGAGAACAGUAUGGUGCUGUGCUCUUUUUUUCAACAGUUGAGAUGACCUAUUGACACAUAAAUAACAAAUAAAAUAUGUCCACAAAUAUAGCUUUUUACAGUUUACACUAUUAUUACACAAGAAUACAGCUUCUUAUUUUACGCAACCUAGGUUUAAAGUUACAUGCCAAUUUCCUAUUGUACUGUUUCUUAGAUGUCAUUCGUAUCUUCUGAUGUGUUGUGGAAUAAAGAAUCUAUAGCAACCAUAGAAAUUAAGAGACCAAGCGAUGUACAUGGAGAUUUCACACCAUUGAAAUCGACCUGUCAAUGUCUCAAAUCGUCGUUUUAAUUUUUCUGAUGUACACUGUAAGUCAUCUAUAUACCACUUACUUUCUCUUGUUGUUAUAGACUAUUUUGCUUCAUAAUAUAUCAGAACACACGAAUAACAACUAUCAAAUAUGAACACUUAAAUGGAGUUCCAACCCAAAAUCUGCAGCGUGUAAAAUACAAAGUCGUAAAGCACACAUAAAAUAUAUGUUGCCUUGUAUAAUAAUUACUGUAUUGGACUAAGAAUCAGUGGUAAGGUUAACAGAACUGAAUCAUUUCAUUCUCCACUGUGAGAAUGGAUUGCAUAAAAAUAAUGAACAUAAAUACUGUGGGAAUAUUGCACCUCAGAUAGUUCCGCAAUACACUGUUUUACUUCCAGGCAGAUAAUUUGUUUGACCGAACUGUGCAUCCUCGUCACAAGAAAUGUAUAUAGGAUGUAUUUUUCUUGAAAUGGAGGUGCGUCCAUCCUGUUGAGGACCAUAAGCAUCCAAACGCAGUCCACUACGAAUACAUGUGUUGUCAUUCCAAAGGCACAGUUUAUUGGAUGGGGCCACCAUUCUUGAAAUCUGAUACCACUCGCAUCACAUUCAGAUACUCCUGACGGAAUUGUAGUCGUGUCAGUCUUUUAUCAGUGAAAGCGAAGAUUCCUCUGGUUCUGGGAGAGAGAUGUAUUCCGUAUUAGAUAAUAAUCUAUCCACUGAAAAACUGACAUUAAUGCGUGUUAUACAAUACUAUGCUAUUUAGUAGCACAGUUUCGUAUUCAGCAAACAAGAACUUAGUGUUGUCCUUCUGCUUGCAGUGACUUGGCUAAAUAUCAAAACUUGCAUGCAACAUUUGUAACGAGACGACAGGAGAGAGUUGCAUUUUAUUCUUAAUCUGGACAUCUUUGUGUAAGGAGCCAUGACAGAAACGAAAAAAUUACCUGAAGAGCUAGAUAUUUCAGAUACUCAAUCUCUCAGUUAUUUUGUAGCCUGUUCAGGGUGAAAAAUAAUAUUGUGUUCUCCACAAUUAGUAACAAGAAAUGAUCCGUCGGAGUUAGAGCGCAUAAGAAGAGAUUUUCAUUCCAUUUUAAGUUCUUUCAGACUGUUGUUCCUACUAUUCUAGGAAUUUACAGCAAUAUCUGCCGUUCGAAAUUCAUUAUUCCGCCUUACUUCUAGCACCUCAGCAAGCAUAAAUUUGUUUUCUCUUUAGGUGUCGUAUCAGAAAAUACAGUUAAAAGGCCUUCUCAUUAUGUAUCUCGUCUGGUCUGCAAACUCCUUAUAAGGAUGAAGAAGAGUGCACAUUGUAAAAUGAAGAAGAAAGUGCUGACCGAAUUGCGAGACCAACCACGAUAUUUACGAACGGAUGUGAUUGGGCUGCAGUAAUAUUUAUUCGCUGGGGAAUGGAAGUAAGGGGCAGCCUUCUGCUAAAGCUCGUGUCCGGCGGCAGUGCAGUGACGAAACUAAGGCACCUCCUGCCAUCUGCCGAUAUGCCUAACUUCACAGGAUCAUCGUGUGGUGCAAUACACGCUUAACAAAACUAAAAAGGUUAAUGAAUUAUUUUGUACUUAUUAAUGAUCUCAUUCAGUUUAUGAUUGAUUCUUUUUUGUAAUUAAAUUUGUCGAUUGCUUCGUUAAGGAAAAGAAAUAUUUCUGAUGUCUUUCUGGUCGCUUAAAAAUUAACCUGAAAUAUGAUGCCUUAAAGGGGGGUCGAAUACUGUACUUUGCGCAGAAACUUUGACUUCAGCCGUUCGUGGUGUACAGUGUAGACUGUUCAGCUCGCUUGUUCAGUGGACAUCGAUGACGAGGAAUUGGUAUCACCAUCAGCCGUUUCUCUACUCUUUGACAGUCACGACACGAGAUGCCGAUGUGUUGUUCACCGUCAGUGUUCAUGCUUGCUUCAGUUUUCCAUGAGUCGGAGAAGCUUGUAUCGUUGACGAAAUAGGUAUUAUGCACGUUUUUGUCCCAGUAAUUUAAAAUCUUCGCCUCGGCCUACAAAGUGCAAGGGGAAUUUCACAGCAUAACAUUGUUGCCUUACAGAUACGAGAGGGAGCUGCAUAAACCAUCAACAUAUUUGAUUUUGAGAUCAAGUCAAGGCUCUAUCACACCAGAAAGUGACCGAAUGCUCAUCGCACUUUCCCGUAAACAUGGCGCGUCGUACAACUGGAUGCGGUGAACAUUUCAUGCCUGUGGAUGACGGACUGUCCAGUAUGAGGCAUAAUUCAGUCACUCUCAAAGUCAGAUAAACUUCCGACUCGAGAGUCGGGUGAUAUAUUUACAUCAGAUGAUAUAUUUACUUCAUAAUAAUCGAAAUCUAUCUCAUUACGAAAUCUUCAGUCAAUAAUGAGGAAGUAGGGAGAACUCUGGCAUCGGUCGUCAACUGCAAGGGAAUGAGAAUGUAUAUUCUUUAAGUUGUCGCAGGUGAUAUUAUAAAAUUUCUGUAGUUUGCAGAAUGUUUUUAAAAGGGGAAGAAAUGAUUACAACAAAAGACGAGCAGGUGUCAUUUAACAUACACAGAAAUAAGGCUAAGAUAAGUCGUGUUGUGCAGGAAUUCACUAAGAAAAUAGAAA
Schistocerca gregaria is the source of this 5060-nucleotide messenger RNA. RefSeq names its product protein limb expression 1 homolog (gene lft). Gene Ontology annotation, cellular component: cytoplasm. Lineage: Eukaryota; Metazoa; Arthropoda; Insecta; Orthoptera; Acrididae. The record is from RefSeq and is a predicted model, not a curated record. The transcript is spliced from 4 exons. The coding region runs from base 104 to 964 and encodes 286 amino acids. Gene Ontology annotation, biological process: autophagosome maturation.